AGCAGGAACGCCGAUCAUCAGUUCGUUGGAAGCAACUGCGAGAGUCAGAAGCACCUACGAUACACGUAGAAGUAUAUAAAAGCCAUAUACCGCGAGUCGAUCGAAGAGAGAAGAUUCAAUCAGCGAAUCAGACCUCGAGAAGAGAAUCCUAAACCGUAAAAAGAAGUCUCAAGAGCUAGCCGUUGACCGGUUCGAGUUUUGAAUCUCCGUUUAGAAGCACAAGAAAAACAAAUCGUCAUGUCGCUGAUCCCGAUGCUUUUCUCCGACUGGUGGGAAGACCUGGAGCGACCUCACAGCCUUCUGGACCAGCACUUCGGGCUACCCCUGCAACAGGAUCAAUUAGCGGCGAGUUACCCGAGGUCGUCGAUCUACGUGGUGCCCAGAGAUUCUCCGCGUUCGAGCGCGCAUCUCAUCCCCUCGAUCUACUACAGACCCUGGGGUAAUUUGCUGAGGCAAGGAGACGGCGGCUCGUCGGUGGUCAAAGCCGACAAGAAUCAGUUCAAGGUGAGCCUCGACGUGCAGCAGUUCAAGCCCGAGGAGAUAGACGUGAAGGUGGUCGACAAGUGCGUCGUCGUCUCGGCCAAGCACGAGGAGAAACGCGACGAGCACGGCUGGGUGUCUCGCCAGUUCGAACGGCGAUACCUGAUCCCCGAUCAGUGCAACAUCGACGAGGUCUCGUCGAGCUUGUCCUCCGACGGCGUCCUGAGCAUCACGGUACCGAGGAAGGAGCAGCCCAAGGUCGAGGGCGAGCGACAGAUCAAAAUACAGCAUACCGGCAAGCCGGCUAUCAAGGAUCAGGCUCCGGCUAAGGAUCACGAACAGCAAGAGGAUCAGAAGAAGAAGAAGUCCGAAAAGUAAAUUUGCUCUUCGUUCGUAUCAAAUUUUCUAAAACAUACGAUACUUGUACUCGUUGCGAGUCAUUAUUCGCGUUGCAUUACCUCGCACUUUCCUUAAAUAUAAUAAUUUUUUUAUAUCGUAGGCUAUAAUCGACGCAGUCGUAGUCUUAAUUAUAAUUUUGUUUGUGAUGUAUACAUUGCUUAAAGUGUAUAACGAUCCUUAAGAUCGACAAGUCUGUCAAGUGGCAUUUAUUAAUGUUAAAAUUAUUAUUUCAUUAGUCGGUAUAAUGAGUACCUGUACCCGUUAAGUGAUGAUCUUGCUUUUCUACUUUGUAAAACCCACCUUUUCACGUGUAUCUCAUGUAUGAAAUAAAAAAAAUGUGUGUUUAGAUUCACAUAAA
This is a messenger RNA of Neodiprion fabricii, 1237 nucleotides long. RefSeq names its product protein lethal(2)essential for life-like. Lineage: Eukaryota; Metazoa; Arthropoda; Insecta; Hymenoptera; Diprionidae. The transcript has a single exon. The record is from RefSeq and is a predicted model, not a curated record. Bases 238 to 858 code for a protein of 206 amino acids. Gene Ontology annotation, biological process: protein refolding; response to heat. Gene Ontology annotation, molecular function: protein folding chaperone.